Molecule: messenger RNA, 2151 nt
Organism: Puntigrus tetrazona (Sumatra barb)
Lineage: Eukaryota; Metazoa; Chordata; Actinopteri; Cypriniformes; Cyprinidae
Gene: cmtm4
Product: CKLF-like MARVEL transmembrane domain containing 4
Exons: 4
Coding region: 528-1154 (208 amino acids)
Cellular component (GO): membrane
Source: RefSeq, a predicted model, not a curated record
ACAUUAAACUGCACUGUCGUUUCGCUGUUGAUGAAUGCUAUAUUGUGAUCUUCACCUGCGUAAGGAAGACGACCCAAAACCUGACGGUUAGAAGUAUGACGGCUUUGUGCUUUUGCUUCUCUAAAAACAGUCGUCAAGACUUCACAUAAAAGCGUCUAUCCUCGCAGGAAUGUAGUUUGGAGGGCGGAGACUCGCAGCAACAUUACAUUCUGCAUCCAGUAACUGUGAAAUAUGGACACUGCCGUGAGAAGAGCCGCGAUCGUUCGAGGUCGUUCAGCACCGUCCCAGACCGGAUCCGAGCGCAGCGCGACGGCAGGACUCGGGCUGGAGCUGGCGGAGAGGUGGAUGUAGUGCUCGGGCGCGGGAUCUGUAGCUCGUGCGCACCGCUGGAGUUCACCGCGAGCGUUCUUUUGUUGAGACCUUGUUUUCCGCCUGGCUGUUUUCAGAGGACCGGGGGACCGCUGUUCGUUUUAAGCCCCGAACCAGCUCUUGUAUCUGGGCGGGACGCGGAGAUAAGAGAGUUCAGCAUGAGGAAUAACGAGGAGACUGAGGGCUUUGAUGGCGAGGCCUCCAACACCUCGAUGAUUUCAGGAGCCAACAGCCCGUAUCAGCCGACCACCGAGCCCGUGCACUCCAGAAACGUGUUCAGGGCCAUCAGGUGUGACCUGGACUAUAUCAAGUCGCAUUUCGGUAUUUUAAAAGUUAUCGAAGUGGUCCUGGCUCUCAUCUCUUUCAUCUUCAUUGAGACCAUAAUGAUGUGCUCGCCCUGUGCCGGCGUCUACCUCUUUGAGUUUGUCAGCUGCAGUGCCUUCGUCGUCACAGGCGUCUUGCUCCUCAUCUUCAGCCUGAACCUGCACACCAAAGUGCCCCAUAUCAACUGGAGUCUAAUAGAUCUGAUCAACACUGCCACCAGCACCUUGUUCUUCUUUCUGGCUUCGGUGGUUUUGGCAGCUCUCAACCAUCAGACUGGAGCAGAGAUCGCAGCCGUGAUUUUCGGGUUCAUGGUGAUGGGUGUGUACGGUCUGAACACAUUUUUGGCAGUGAGGAGAUGGCGUCUCGGGGACUCGCGAGAUGGACCCCUGCAGACCAGCGAGUACAUCCGUGCCCGAACAGCCUCCCGGGGAGAGGUGGAGUCACGGCCUGAGCUGCAGUAGACCAAUGAACACCUGAGACGAGCAAAGCCCCUCCCAUCCUCGUGACGGGAGCCCGAAGAGCCGCAGUCGGGAUGAGAAUACGACUGCGUGAGCGCUCUUAAAUGGAUCAAACCUCUGGCGUCUUCAUCGGCCUCGGGCCAACUUUUCUGACUGUAUAUUUCUGUUAAUUAAGGGCUUUACCUUGUAACUAUAUGGAUAAUUAUUGACCGAAACACUCUCCACUGUGCUCCUAAACUCCCAGCGAGGAACGAUUUUAAUACGCCUGCAAUAAAACGGACAAAGCCCGUCGGUCGCCGUUUAAACCCCCCCUUAGCUCCGCAUUCUUAUGAAGGAUCAAUAAUAACUGUCCAGAAUGGAAUAAUGGAAAUGAACGGUCGCUGACUAGACCGAUGGAAGCGUAACGGGAAAUUGUAAGAGUAAUAAGCAAAAAAAUUUUCUGCCAUUGUGUUCCUGUAUCAAACACAUCUAGUAAACCGCCAUUGCAUCGGGCUGUUUUUCUUUAGAGGUGGAGCGACCCGUAUUUAUUUUAAUGUUAAUUAUUUUUUGUAAUACCGCAGCUUCGGUAGCUAGAUUGUAUCAAGUGUAGUAUUUCACCUCGUUAAUGUGACCCUGCAUUGCAACAGACGGUAACAGCUUUCAGAUCGUGUGCGUGGCUGAAGGGAGGUGCGAGUUUAUCAAACCGCUCUGAGGCUAGUCUUUAGAUACGAACUUUUAGCUACUAAAUCGUGUGCGCAUAGUCUGUUUUUGUCGUUUGUAAUAUUUUCUCUACUCCACUGUGUACUCCAACCCUGUUCAGUUAUCUGUAUAUGUUGAUCCAAGGCAAGGGUAGAGGUUUUUUUUUUUAAGAAGGUGUAUAUAUUACGUAACUGUGUGCGACAUUUUACGUUUCUGAAAGUUUCCUAUUUGUAUGAAUUGUGACACUAAUGGACUGUAUUUGAAGGAACAAGUGUACUUCAGUACAUAUGAAUGAAUUAGAUAAACUGUGUAUCUUUUUUGA